Molecule: messenger RNA, 1332 nt
Organism: Symbiodinium natans
Lineage: Eukaryota; Dinophyceae; Suessiales; Symbiodiniaceae
Source: the annotation of a GenBank genome assembly
AUGUCCUUGCCGCUUUCGCGCUUGAGUGCAAUCGCCAACGGCGAUGCUGCAGCGUUGACGAAGGCCCGUGCCCAGAUCGACCAGCUGCGGCAAGAGCUUCUCCAACUGAAAGCGAAGGACGAGGAGUUUGUGGCGAUGGCCAUCAGCAAAUCCUUCGGGGAUGCCAACGACAUCGACCUCACCUCCACGAAUGGCGCACCCCUGAGGGACCGACUUCGCUUCUGGCUUCUGCGCUAUGCGGAUCUGGAGGCCACACUUUGGUUCGAGCACCUCUGCUGUGGACUUCUGAGCCCCAGCGCGGAGGAUGAUUUCGAGCAGCUGAACCCUUUCCUGGACCGGGCCAAAGCCGCAGGUCUUCUCAGCCGGCUGACCCAGAUGAUGCUGGUGGCCGGGCGUGUGAUUCAGACCUGCCGCGCUUUGGACAGCUGCCACGACCUGGCGCAGCUUCUUGCAAAUCCGGAGUCCGCUGGGUCCGCAGUGGCCCUUGCAGCUGGUCUUGGGGAGAAGGCGCUGCUGCUGUUGGCUUGUUUGUUUGGGGAGGUUGGGCUGGGCCUGGGAUGUGGGCUCUAUUUCCUACAGGCAAACGUUCUCUGCGGCCUCCUGGCGUCCAAGCGCACCUACAUCGAGAAGAAGGAGGGUGGCACAGGCUUUGUGGGCAGCUUCGACCCCCACUUUCUGGUGUUUGAGUUCGUCACUGGCUUUUUGCUGCGACCUCGCCAGGUAGAGAUGGUCAACGAGUUCUCCGAUGCCCUGCGGACGGGCAAGUCGAGCGUCAAACAGAUGAUCAUGGGGGCCGGCAAGACCUCGGUGGUUUCUCCGUUGCUGGCGCUGAUGCACGCGAGUGGUUCACGCAUCGUUUGCCUCGUAGUGCCGCCAGCGCUGAUCAGCCUUUCCCGCUCCGUGCUGCAGAACUGCUUCUCCACGGUGGUGCAGAAGCGCGUGUCGACCUUUAAAUGCGACCGAUCCCUUGACCUCGAGGUCCUGUGCACAUUCCGUGGUCGAUAUCGCACUCCCGCCUCGGUUCGGUAUACUGCGCUCGCUCGAUGUUGCGCAAACAUGGCAGGCACUUGCUUUCCCUUCUCGCGGGCAUGCAGGGCGCUUGAACGCGCGAUAAUGUUCGAAUCCUACCGCACUGCCGUGCGCAUGUCGUGCCCUGUGUUUGCGGUCCACGUCGGCACACUUUUAGUCAGCACGGACCCCAGACAGUGUAAGAUCAUGGCGAUGGUGAAUCAUGCGAUGACCCGAGUUCGCGAGCAGCAUGCGCAUAGCGCUAACAUCGCGAAAUGCUCGUCCUUCAGCAGAGACGGGAAAGUGCUCCCCACAUUUGUGUGA